Messenger RNA from Sarcophilus harrisii (Tasmanian devil), 2671 nucleotides. RefSeq names its product IQ motif containing with AAA domain 1 like (gene DRC11L). The record is from RefSeq and is a predicted model, not a curated record. The coding region runs from base 121 to 2550 and encodes 809 amino acids. The transcript has 19 exons. Gene Ontology annotation, molecular function: protein binding; ATP binding; ATP hydrolysis activity. Lineage: Eukaryota; Metazoa; Chordata; Mammalia; Dasyuromorphia; Dasyuridae.
UAAGUACCUACUGUGUGCCUUGUGGGAUGAGUUAUCAGGGUGGGGCAGGUGGAACUUCUGGGAUUUCUAUAGAAACCACAAUCACUGAACAAAGUACAGCUGUGGAAGAGAGAUAGCAACAUGUCUGAGGGGACGUACCAGCGGCUGUGGGCCGCCACGCACCAGACUCUGGGAGAACUGCUGCUCCAGGAGCCCUUCCCGACCGAGCCGGCGCCCGAGCGAGAGCAGGACUCCUUCUUCUACAAGCUCGCCUCGCUCUUUCUGCACUACCUGGCCAUGAUGCGGCGCCUGGACGUCAUCUACGACCAGAUGGUGCAGCCCCAGAAGCGGAGGCUGGUCCGGCGCCUCCUGGACGGCGUGGCCGGCCGCCUCCUGGAGCUCAAGGAGGAGCUGGUGCAGGCGGACCUCUCUGAGUACCACUGCCUGGACCACGUGCUUCAGGACCUCAAGCUCACCCCGGCUGACCUAGAAAUCCCAAUUCCCAAAUACUUCAUGUUGGAGCAGGGGAAAGUGCUCCAGGAUCGGGAGGCGUUGAUUGAAGAAAUCAUGGACAGACUUGGGAGAAGGAGGCGCAAGACUGUUGUUAAAAUUUUACCCCCGUCAGAGGCGAUAGCUAUGAUCCAACGUGCCGAACGGGCCAGGCAGGGCCGGCUUCGGGCCAAGUUCAUGCGAGAGAUUCGAAAGGACGUGGAACGUGAUCAAAGGAUGCGAGAAAGAAAGUGUGAGAUUGAUGGAAACUGGGCAGCUCUCAUCAUCCAAAAGAUUUGGAGAGGUUUUCUUCGGCGGAGGAAAAUUAAACAGGAGCGGAUGUUGGAGAUGAAAUUCAUCGGCAUGAUACCUUCCUCCAGCGAGGCUGAGCAUUCCGUGAUCAUGAACCGGGCCCAGAAUAGGGAGGAGCUGCGCAGACAGCGCCAGCAAGAAAAGGAGAUGGAGUACCAGGAGGCAGUAGUAGAAAUCCGACAGCAAGUGAAGGUUAAAGAAGGGCCCGACAUGCAGGAAGAGAUGAAGAAGCAGAUCCGCCAGUGGUUCAUCGAGUGCCAUGACCUCACUGGCCACUUCCCUGAAUAUCCAAGUGAUGAGAUUGGUGGUUCUAGUGUAAUCUUUUCUGAGAAGAUGCCACAACAGGUGAAAAGAGAAUUGGACAUUAUAGAUGAAGAAAACUUCAGAAAGAAGUGGGGAGACAAAUUACCAAAGAAAAAGGAGGAGGAAAAGCCUAAAAAAGUGGAAGAAGAUGUGGAGCAAAAGGCAUCCAAAUUUGUACCCAUUCUUAAUGAAGGGCAUAAGGAGUACCACACUAGAUGGGCGUCUCCAAAUGUGCAGACGUUCCCAGAUCAGGAUUUCAACCCUGACAUGAUUCGAAUAGCGGAGAAGAAGGAGGUAGAAGCAGAGAUCCGGGUCCAGGUGGACAAGCUGAUGCGUCAAGAGCUGCAGGCCCUGCGCUUGGUGGUAGAUAAGGAAAUAACAAGACCACAGAAAACGAGGUUCAGAGCCAAGAAAGGGAAGAAAGGCAAAAAGAAGAGGCAGGAGAAAGACCUGACUCCAGACAGAACCUUGCACUCGUUGUAUGAAGAACUCGUGGCAGAAGGCUUGAUCAAGAAGAGUGAAUAUGUGAGACUGUCUGAUUACAUUGGUGACUACUUAUAUCUUGGAUCUAUUUUGAAACUGGGAAACACAGAACCAAUGCCAUCCCUAUUCGACUUGAGGCAGAAUGUAAUUCUGUAUGGGGUCCUGCGGCUUGGCUCUGCUGAAAUACACGCCCUGGCUCCCCAUGUCCGAUCCAUUCUUCUGGCUGGCCCAUCUGGUACGGGGAAGAAGAUGCUAGUUAAUGCAGUUUGUACAGAGGCUGGGGCUAACUUGUUUGACCUGUCCCCGGAAAACAUAAAAGGAAAAUAUCCCGGCAAGGCAGGGCUGCAGUUGAUGAUGCACAUGGUCUUCAAGGUGGCUCGACUCAUACAGCCUUCUGUGAUCUGGAUUGGGAAUGCUGAGAAAACCUUUUAUAAGAAGGUUCCAAAAGACGAGAAGCGGAUGGAACCCAAACGGAUAAAGAAGGACCUAGUAAAGGCUGUGCGCCAAUUGCAGCCUGGUGACCGAAUAAUGCUAAUUGGAACAUCGAACCAGCCACAGGUUGCUGACAUUAACGGGCUGUGCAAAACAUAUCAGAGGAUCCUGAUGGUGCCCCAGCCAGAUUACGCCUCCCGCUACCUUCUCUGGAGGCAUUUGAUUGAGAGUUAUGGGAAGUUUUUAGUAAACCGCAUGGAUCUCACUGCACUGACCAAGGUUUCGGAUGGCUACACUCCUGGAGUCAUAGCUAUGGCUGUCCACUCUGUGAUGACUGAGAGGAGAAAGAUCCAACUGGUCAGCCGGCCGCUGAAGUCCCGUGAGUUUUUGGACUUUCUAGCCAAGAAAGAUCCAAUAUAUGAAGAAGAGAAGGAAUCACUGAAGAAUUGGUACAUUAAGACUCCUCUGGGGAAACAGCGCUUUAAAAUUGAUGAGGAUCAAGCAAUGGAGGAGGCAGCAAGAUUGGCAAAAGAGAAGAAGAAGAAGUUAUGAAGUUCAAAGCAGGGCCAGAAUGGGAGGGAUGCUGAAACUAGGGUGUGAGGGGAAGCGUCCUCAGCGUGGAUGGGCUAGAUCAUAGAGGUAUAAACAUCUGAACAGCUGUAGGGAUGAUGGG